Messenger RNA from Spirometra erinaceieuropaei, 6274 nucleotides. The record is from the annotation of a GenBank genome assembly. Lineage: Eukaryota; Metazoa; Platyhelminthes; Cestoda; Diphyllobothriidea; Diphyllobothriidae.
AUGACUUUCGUCCCGAAUUUCCCACCAUCCAUUCUCCGGAAGGUUGAAGAAGAGUCAGAUGGCAAAAAGAAAACGAAAGAAGACUUUAAGAAAAUGAAGGAGAUUGAGGAGGCACGUAAACUAGCCGUUAUGCCUGCAAUGAAAGAUGAGGAGGGUCGAGACAUAAACCCUCAUAUCCCUCAGUACAUUAUGCAAGCGCCCUGGUACUAUGGAGCACUUCAGCCGACUUUGAGACAUCAACGGAUGCAAGAUGAGCAAAAAAGGGUUGAGGCAUCUGGGACGAUGAAGGGUUCUUCGGCCCUUGACAAGUGGUAUAAAAAGGGCCUGCCACCCGAUGCUCCACGUGCGAAGAAGUAUCGGGAUGGGGCAUGCGAAAAUUGUGGGUCGAUGACACACAAAAGACGCGAUUGCUUAGAAAGACCCAGGAAAGUUGGCGCGAAGUACACUGGUCUUGAUAUCGCACCAGACGAAUAUCUACAGGAAGAACUCCAGUUGUCAUACGAUGCCAAGCGUGACCGGUGGAACGGAUACGAUCCAAGGGAACAUCAGCGUCUUAUUUUAGAAUCCCAAAGGCUAGAGGAGGCGCGAAAAUUGGUUAAGGCCAAAAAGCUGGAGGAGAAGCUAGCUGCUGCCGGCACUCAAUCGAAAGGCCAAGUAAGCUCCGAUUUUCGCAGCAUUACAGUUUUCAUUUAUUUUUUUAACCUGUCAUAGUGAGCCAUUCAUUUCCUAUUUUAAAGGGUUUCAAUCUCACCUUAGUGUUGCACUUUCUUUAUAGAAACUGUAGUUCUCCAGGUCCUGAGGAGCACCUUUUUAGAGGAUUUUCCUAGUUUAUACACUAGAUACAGAUGCCCCACACCACUUCGACGCUUCACUUAUGGUCGUCAGUUUAAACUACUAGCUAGCGGAAUUCAGAAUAGGUGUGAAAUGCGCCUACUCCUUUUUCGCAUGGAGAUUUAGUUUUAGCAUAGUUUAUCUUUGCGUCGGAAAAGAAUUGCCUGCGGGGACGGUCUUGUCUGCAGCAGGAUGGAUAUUCUUUGGUUCGCCCGGUGUCGAGCAAAAUAUCAACUAAAUCUUGGAGGCUGCUACAUCGUUUGUUAUGUCAAGCUUUCUUUUUUUACAAUGCCAAAGGACCGACCUCGGAGUGUUGGUCUCGAUACUCCCCACAAAUCUUUAUUUUGUUUCUUCUCCAACGUGUGGUCAAUGCUGAAGAAAGAAAAUUGCCUACUGUUGUCUGUCGCCCACAAAUGCUGCCUUGGUUUCUUGUUCGUUUUAUUGUCAUGGAUAUCCUUCGUCAGAUGCAGCACCAUAAAUCAAAGUCGUUCUUAAAAUUAUGUAAAGAGUGUUACUCACACGAAGGGCAGCAGGCUUACCGGUGUAAAACAAGGACUGGGACUGGUAGGGCAGUUUUUUGGAGGGGAAGGGGAGGAAGAAUUCAUGCAUUAAGUCAUGCCAUGAUCGCACGGGUUACGUUCGCCUUCAGAAAACAUCUGCGCUGUCAUCUCCCUAUGAAAAGACAGCGGCGUUUUUAUGCACAAUUGGAGCUUGAAGGCGUGUACCACUGCGACAUAGUAUAGUACUAUCACAUGCAUAGGCUAGUUAAAUGACAACUUUGCGAAGACGGAUUAAAAUUCUACAAAACACUCGGAAAUCGUAGUCGAUACCUAAUUUCCAGACAGGCUCAGCCUCCGAAGACUAUUUACCGUGCGUCAGGAUAGAUGGGAAACGACUUUGCAGCCAUCGUAGAUCUACAUCCUUGUAAUUGAGCUUGCACAGCAGGUGUAGUCGUUGCUGUGCAAUAACCCAUAUCGGCGUCGAGAGUAGUCAAGGUAUACGCCACACAGGUAAGGUAGGUCCGGCUAUGGGAUUGUGAUAGACACCUGCCCGUGCAGUUGAUAGAAAGAAGCAGCGGGCAUGGACCCAGGUUUUACAACUGCUGCAGUGGGCGCUUCGAUCAUUAUAGCCCACGUUGGAGUCUCAGGCGCCGCACCAGUAGGUGAGCCAGCAUGGUCUGCCCAUUGUUAGGAGGGGUUUUGUUGACUUAGAGACUGGCUGUAGCAGUAGCUAAGGAGAUUACUGGCGAGUCCCACUAUCUUAUGACGACCUGCCAGCCUAAGUUCCACUUUCUUGUACAAGCAAGGGGUUACAGGCGCUACUGACUGCAAAACGUUAAGCGGUUGGGCAAUACCAUGCACAACCGGAUUAUUAGCGUCCUUCAGGGUCCACUGGUUACCUCGCGCGCGUUCCAGUUCGGGAUGCGAUGGAAACAAGGGCAUUAUACAAAUGCGCACCCUAUGGUUUCUGCUCCAUCGUCGUAUUUUCCUCAAGCAUCUUUGUCAGGACGACCAUCGCUCUCUUGGCUUUUGUAUUCAGGAUGAUGAACACUCUGUAGCAAUUACUGGCGCGCGAAAGCACACUCAGAAUUCCCCUGUAGUUUUUUUGUUAUUUGCAAGCCUUAGACAGACGAUCGUGUCUUAUUGCGUGACUCCGAGUACUCCUCCGAAUGGUCUUGCGAUGUCACACUGUUCGCUUAACACUAACAGACAGUCGUACAUGUUAUCUGGGAAUUCGGACCUAGGUUAGUAAGCAACACUUGGUCGUCAGUGGGUAUUAUUGGCUGCCACUGGGCCUUGCGGGUGUUUAUGAAAGAAAGGCUAGUUUAUCACUUCCACUCUAUGUCGUAGCAGUCGUCGCUGUUGCAUGCGUCUCCGUUUCAGCCUCCUUCGUUGGCACUUAGCAUUAGAGAACAGCCUUUAUCUCAUCAAUGAUGAUGCUCAUAAAGAUCUGCGGUUCUGGACACACUGUGUUGGAUCCUGUUGCCGUCGUUGGGUGUUAGCUCACUGACUGCCUGGUAUGGUAACCUGAAGACGUUAGUUUUUUAUCGACCACCGACGCGGAAACCCGCACUCUUUGUCCUCGCUGUCUGUUCGUUGACCCACUCAGAGUUCGCCGCGUCUCUUUUCUUCCCGUCAGACGUCCAAUUUAGUCAGUUAAUAGCCAUGUUUUUUUAUUAGAAACCUGGAAUCCCCGUGACCUAAUUAGCCUGCCUGUUGCAGUUCGAUUUACAAGCUUAGCAGUAUAUUAAUAAAGUCUUGACUUCGAUUAACGUCACUUUCACUCUAUGCUUUUUCCUCGAUAGGAAGAACCCGCGGCAUCCGCCGCCGCCCCCGUCCUCGAAGAUGACGGCGACCUUGAAGACGACGACGAUCGUUAUGGUGACGAGCUGGAUAUGCCCGGCCAGAAGUUCGACAGUAAACAGCGUCAAUCCAUCAGAAAUUUGCGAAUUCGUGAAGACACAGCGAAGUAUCUGUUCAAUCUCGACCCCAACAGUGCCUACUAUGAUCCAAAAACGCGUGCUAUGCGCGAGAACCCCUUCGAAAAUUCCGGCAAACCAGAAUCCGAGGUACCCUUUGCUGGGGACAAUUUCAUCCGCGACAAUGAUGAGGCGCUGGCCAUGCUCAAUCGUCAGGUUUUUGCCUGGGAAAUGCACAACAAAUUGGGCUUGGACCUGCAUCUGCAGGCAGAUCCUACUAGACUGGAGAUGCUUGCCAUGCAAGUGUCCUCAGCCAAAAAUCAGGUCCAGUCGCAUAUCCGCGAGGAGAUCCUUGACCGCUAUGGAGGUCGCGAGCACUUCGAGGCCCCGCCCCGGGACCUGCUUUUGGGCCAGUGGGAAACUUACGCGGAGUACACGCCCACCGGCCGUGUACUCAAGGGUCUUGAGAAACCCUCUGUUACUUCCAGAUACGAAGAGGACGUCUACAUCAACAAUCAUACGGUAAGCUUUGAUCCUCAUUUGACGUCUCCUCAUAUGGACUAUUAACUUAGGUUUCGGUCCCACUUUUAGGUGGUUUUGCAAAACUUUUGCGUUGUCUGCUCUUUAUUAGCCAGAGUUUUGCGCGCUGAGCAAGUGGCCUUGGUUGUGAUGGUAUUAAGAAAGUGGGUCAUAUGUGAGCUUUUAUUUCGUUGGCGAUUGCAAGAUGUCGUGUGCGUUAAUGCCGCGAGUUUUAGGCGGUCAAGGGCGUUCGCUGAGGUUAUGCCACCGUUACCAAGUGGGUUGUGUCAAUAAGGCGGUUGAGAACCGCCUCAAACGCGUACCAGUCAUUGCUUGAAUUACAAUAGGAGUAAAGGCUUGCUGGGAUUCUUCCAAGUCUUUUGUCAGUGGAGUACUGCGUCAUCACGUUGACAUGGAGACAUCGGCGACGUGAAACAGUCAUCAUUUAGGCCAUCCUCCAUUGCACCUGACUUCGGCUAUUGCAUAUUACAGUUCAACCAAAUCAUAAAUACCUACCGUGCGCUGUGGUCUGUCGGUAAUAUAUUUCCGCUCAAAGUUUGUAGUUCCUAUACUUUCAACCAUCCUACUCAACAAUGGGAGUUCGGACGCGCUGAUCUCCGCGAAUACUGUAGCAAAACGGAAAUUCGUGGUGCUGCCCCCAUCUUGGUCAAAGAGGUCUAGGAUCUCAGUGCAUAUCAAAUCCAAUGGCUUCUAAGAAAUAGCAGCAAGUAUUGGAAAAACAGAUACCGAGGUUAUGGGGCGAGCAUGUCUCAUCUCGGCCCGCAACGCAGCUAUGGCGAAUGGGUCUUACUGAUGGCUCUUUUUCCGCGUGCCACAGGGCAACCAUUGGAGUUUCUGGCAUUUUAUAAGGCAGUUGAUUUCCCCGAUCGUACUCCACUGGCCAAAUAGUAGUUUUUAUUCAGACUCAGGAGCUUGCUUCACAGAUAACUAUCGCCAGAGGGCGUUCAACUGUUUUGCAUCCAGAAUGGCGUUACCGACGAAGACAAGGGAGACUGGAAUGGCCAUUUCUGGCCUAUUAGCUGUCGUCAGCCAGUCAUACCCAACCCCGAAGUGUGGCACACCCGAGGCUCGAACUCGCGACCUCUUUGUUAGAAGUCCACGCCUCUAACCACUGAGCCACGAGCCCGUUGCCCUGUCGGUUUUCGAUCGGUCUGCCUAUGUCAUGCGCCGCUGUGCGGCUGCUGGUUGGGCUCGAGAGAGAGCCCGUAGGGCACAACGGAACGAGUGAGUUCCGUAAGAACGUCCGGUGAGCGCCCCCUACCAUUGACGUGUCCCGUAGCCGCCAGGCAGCCCGCGCCUUUCUGGUCCCCUACAGCAGCAGAACUAAUGAAUACAUGUGAUGUCUUGAACUUCUAUAAUAUACUAUCAGAGUUUCGGUCGAUUGCAUGGUAGUUAGUCUCAUAACCCCCGGACUAUUAAUCAGAAUCGCAGCUCGAGUCAUAAUUCUGUUAGCUCUGGGUCACACAUGGCUGUGCCUGGGAAGUGAUUCCCUUCACCCCGUUCCUUAAGUAUUCAUAACUAGAAGAGUGUUGAAAUUCCUCGUUAGACAACAUACUGGAUUUUUUUUCCCUGUCUUUUCAGUCUGUGUGGGGCUCCUAUUGGUACGCUGGUCAGUGGGGCUACAAGUGCUGCCAGUCCCUCAUUAAGGAGUCCUACUGCACUGGCGCGAAGGGCAAGUCGACGUCCACAUCGUCAUCUGUUCCGCCCAUGGCUCUGCCUGAAGUACCGGCUGGCGCUUCAGGUACCAGUCUGCUCGCGCCAGUACGCCUGCCACACCCGGACUCCUCUAGCGGCGAAGAGGACGAGCAGCACCAGCAGGAAUCCACCUCUAAGAGCAAAAGGAUGAAGAAGAGCAAGAAGGGCAAGUCUCGGCACAGUUCUGAGAGCGCGACAGAUAAGCCUUCCCCCGAGAGGGAAGCGCACUCUGAGAGGGAUGUUCAGCUUGAGGAGACAGCGGAGGAAGAGAGGGGAGAAGAGGGAGUGGACAAGAAGGCAGAAGCAGACGAUACUGCAAGCCAGGAGGAGGAGGAAGCGCGCAGGGAUGUGGAACGUCUGCAAAAGGAACGCGAAGCCGAUAAGCAGCGUUCCGACGCGCGCCGUGAGGUCCUUAGAGCUCGAAGGGCCAAGAAAAGGAGGAAGAACAAGGAAAAGAAGAAGUCACAGAAGAAGACCAAGGGCAAGAGAUCCAAACGAAGGCGGUCCUCUUCCUCAUCCUCUUCAUCCAGCUCCAGCUCCAGCAGCAGUAGUAGCAGCGAAUCCGAGUCUGAGACAGAAGACUCGGAGAAGGCCCGUGAACGCAGAAUUCUUGAGGCCAUGGAAAAGGAGAAGAAGCGUCAGGCUGAGGUAGACCGUCUGAUGAAGAUGGACGAGCGUGACCGACCCUACAAUUCCCUGGGCGAGGUGAAGAUGCCCACGGAGGAGGAGAUGGAGGCCUACUAUCGUACUCGCCGAAACCCAAACGACCCAAUGGCCGAUUUUAUGUAG